AUGAGUGUAGAGUCCAAAAAGCCACGUGACGCCUUCUGCUCCAAGCUCAAGCUCUUCCUGGCCUCGCUGUCAUUUGUGUAUUUUGCCAAAGCCUUUUGUGGAGCCUACAUGAAGAGCUCCAUCACUCAGAUCGAGAGACGCUUCGACAUCCCUAGCUCCCUCAUUGGAGUUAUUGAUGGCAGCUUCGAAAUGGGGAACCUGUUGGUCAUAGCCAUUGUGAGCUACUUUGGUGCGAAGCUCCAUCGUCCACGGCUGAUCGGUAUCGGCUGUCUGAUCAUGGCUACUGGAUCUUUCCUCAUCGCCCUACCCCACUUCUUGCAGGGACUGUAUAAAUACGAGACAAGUGUGACUCACAGCAAUGACAUCAACAGCACCGAGACCAUCCUGCCCUGUCUGUCCAACCACAGCAUGACUGACGCAGAUGAGACGCUUGAUUUACAGCCUAAAGCAGCUUGUGAAAAGGCAGCUGGCUCAUCCAUGUGGAUCUACAUUUUCUUGGGAAACAUGCUGCGGGGGAUUGGAGAGACUCCCAUCAUGCCUCUGGGAGUGUCCUACCUGGAUGAUUUCUCCAAGGAGGAGAACACUCCUUUCUAUUUGGCUUGUAUCCACACAGUGGGAAUCUUAGGACCUAUGUUUGGGUACAUGCUUGGCUCCUUCCUUACCAAGAUCUAUGUGGACAUUGGAUCUGUGGAUUUAGACAGCAUCACCAUUAACCACAAAGACUCCCGCUGGGUGGGGGCCUGGUGGCUGGGCUUCAUAGUGACUGGCACCGUGAUUCUGCUCUCCAGUAUCCCAUUCUGGUUCCUGCCCAGGUCUCUGCCCAAGCAGGGCCAGGAGAAGAGUCAGAGUAAGAGCACAGAGCUGGCCACAGUGGCAGAGCAGGAGAACUUCCUGUCAGAGGAAAACCAGGAGCAUGACGAGAAAGAGAAGCCGGUCACAUUCCACGAGAUGGCUAAAGAUUUCAUUCCGUCUCUGAGACGACUCUUCAGGAACAGCAUCUUCACACUGAUGAUCCUCACACACCUCGUGGCCGUCAACGGCUUUAUCGGCCUCAUCACCUUCAAGCCGAAGUACUUGGAGCAAAUCUAUGGCCAAUCAGCCUCCAAAGCCAUUUUCCUCAUAGGUAUCCUGAACCUGCCAGCCGUAGCUUUGGGCAUCAUCACCGGAGGGUUUGUGUUGAAACGCUUCAAGCUGGGCAUCAUCGGAGCAGCCAGGGUGUCGAUUACUGCCACUGUGGUGUCCUUCAGUAUGCUUUCCAUGCAGAUCUUCUUGCACUGUGGACAAGCAGAUGUGGCUGGUCUCACUGUCUCAUAUCAGGGGGCUCCUCAGGUGUCACACAACCAGCAGACUUUGCUGUCGCAGUGCAAUGUGGGCUGCUCCUGCUCAAUGAAGCACUGGGACCCGGUGUGUGCCUACAACGGAAUGACGUAUGCCUCGCCAUGCCUGGCUGGCUGCCAGACCUCUACUGGCUCUGGCAAGGAGACGGUGUUUCAUAACUGCACCUGCGUCGAGGAUAUGAUGACAUCAGCUACAAAUAUGUCUGCAGUGCUGGGCCAGUGCCCAAGGAACAGUGACUGUGACGGCAUGUUUAAAUUCUACAUGGCUCUGUCUGUGAUUGGGUCCUUCAUCUCUGCAUGUGGGGGAACGCCAGGAUACAUAGUGCUGCUCAGGUCCAUACAGCAAGACCUGAAGUCCCUGGCGUUGGGGAUGCAGACACUGAUCGUAAGAACUUUGGGUGGAAUCCCUCCUCCUAUUUAUUUUGGAGCACUGAUCGACCGAACCUGUUUGAAGUGGGGUACCAAGCAGUGUGGAGGUCGAGGAGCAUGUAGACUCUAUGAUGCUAACGCUUUUAGGGUGACAUACUUGGGCUUGAUAAAUGGAUUCUACUUCCUGUCCAACUUGCUGUGGGUGGGUCUCUACCUCAGAAUUGUCAAGCGACAGAAGAAGUUAGCGCUGAGGAGUCAAGCCAAAGAAAACGUACUGGAGGCAAACGGACACACCAACGGACAUGCCAACAUCAGCAUCGCCAAAGACAAAGAGGGCGCAGACAAGGAGAGCACCAUUUAAGGUGGUAUGACAUCAUAGUAUAAUACAGGCGAAUGACACAUGCAGUAUUUCCCAUUGCUUAACUACUGUGCUGCACCCGGAAUGGACCAGAUGCAGUAAUGGUACAGCAUCAGCAUUGUAUACCUCUUUUUAUAUACAGUAUGUGUAUAUAUGCUGUAUUAUAAACAGUAUAUGCUCAGUAUAGUGUAUGUACAGUACAUUGUUUUACAUACUAGUUCAAGGCAAAAGUGUUGUUAGGAGUUACUGAAGGAUUAUGGCCAACACUUUGUGAGAUUAUGUAGCCCUCUGCUUUGACUUCAAGGAACUAUAAUAAUGAAGACACUGAGGUUGGUUGAGAGUAUCAUGUGUGAUAGCUUAAUAAAAACAUAGAUUUUAGAGAAGAUGAGCAGAAUCUUAAAUACACAAGGAUCACUAUAAGAGGUAAUAAUUAGGAAUGGCAGAUAUUGAUUUCACAUACAGGUGAUUAUUUUUGUUUCAAGAAAAACCCCUUCACUUACAUAUGAGUUACUUUAGAUGGUGCCUGUAUCUGUCGGAGUCGAUGCCACAGAUUUGCAAAGUCAGUGAAGUCUGUGAUUGCUGCAGGAUGAUCCAGUAAGUAAAAGCAACACAAGAAUGAAAUAUAUUUAGUUUAUUAAAGAAGAUUGACCAGAUAUGUAAUACUUGAAUGAGGGGAAGAAGAUCCACACAUAUCUUCUUAACCAUUUUAUAUUUGUGGCUCAAUCCCACUCUAGGUGAUGCCCAAAUAUGAGCCUAACCUAAAAAAAAGUUCUGCUGGAAGAAUAAGAUGAGGUUGAUACCAUUUUCAUUAUCAGUGCUGAUAGGGGCAAACUGUACACUGAUCCUCAAGUGAUUUUUAAGUGUACGUUUAUUUUUGUAUGGAAAGUGUUCCAUAGGUAUGGGGUAUGUGUAGAAUUAUCUAGAUGUCUUUUCCAAACUACUUUGCUAAGAAUAUAAGCUGAUUCCCCUGUGAUUGCUUUGGCAUUUGGAAAAAAAGAACAGGAAUAUAUUAUUCCAAAUAAAUUCUGAGAAAUUUGCUUUAUUGGCAUAUUGGUUAAAAACAAUAAUAGCAAUUUAGAUAAUGUCAAUUAAUACCUCUCUGGAUGAACAAUUCAGUUUGUUUGUCUCCACUGAUAUUCUUCAAAGUACAGAAUCAUUAACCUGGACCACUGCUGGCACAGUAGUUACUCAGGUUCGCCUUUCACUAAAUAUAAAUACCUUUGCACCAGAUUCUGUAACACAACAUUUAUCCACUCGAGCACUACACCCUGCAAUUAAUUUUUUCUAAUCAACACUGGCACUCACUGAAAUAUAUUUUUAAAUCUUUCAGGACAUUUUGGUUCAACCUUUGUCUUAUUUUAUAGAAUCAUCUAUCUUAACAGCCACAAAGACAACUUUAAUCUUUGUGCAUAUUUGAGAUGUCUGUUAUGGGAUGUAUGAGACAGAGAGGACGGUAAGGCCGGUCACUUUACUCUCUCUGUUAACAUGUGAACAGCUCCUCUGUCACUGCACACACUUCUUACAUCACAUCAUUUCACACAAACACUAAAGUUCGUGAACAUUCACAUACUCCUGAAUCACUUGCGUUUGUUUGGGAAAGUUCACUAAUGUUUGCACAGUGGACUAAGAGCUGGUGCAUGGUCGCUCUGCUACUGUAAGUUUUAACUCUGUUAUACACUGACCGUAGAGUUGUAGAAAAAAAAUUAUAUGUACUAUUAACAACUGUUAAAUAAGAAAAGUUUAUAAUGUUGUAUUUUAGUUUUAUCUUCAUAUUUGCCUUUUUACAAUUGUAUUGAUUGUCCUUAUGUAAGCCAAAUUUUCACAAUAAACUGUUU
Molecule: messenger RNA, 3899 nt
Organism: Paralichthys olivaceus (Japanese flounder)
Lineage: Eukaryota; Metazoa; Chordata; Actinopteri; Pleuronectiformes; Paralichthyidae
Source: RefSeq, a predicted model, not a curated record